UUUGUGCUGCUCCUGAAGUAGAUUUGGAGACGUGACGGGGACGCUGCCCGCCGGCGGCAGCGCUGGCAGGGGCGGGUGUCCCGGGCGGGAGGCUGGCAGCUCGGCGGGCCGGCCGGCGCUGCCUCCCGCAGGGCCCGCGCUGAGUCCCGCCUGCUGUCUGCAGGCAUGGAGUAAAUGGUUGUUUAGCAGUUAGCAGCACUGCUAGAAGCAAACCUGUUCUGUCCUUCACGCAACAUGGAAGAAGAAAAAGCCGUGCCUGAUGGUAGAGAGCUUUCAGACCUGGACAAUACAGCAGAAAGUGAACUUGAUCGUUCCACUACAUUUUCUGUGAAAACAGUUUUGGGAUUUACUACUAAAUUUGAAUCUACGACUUCCAAAGAAGAAGCAGUGCUUAAAGCAUUUCAACCUUUGCACACUAAUAUAAAUACUCCUGCUAACACCUGGCAUGAGAGGAAUGAUAAUGAUUGUGAUGACGACUCAGAAAAUCAGCACGGCAUGAAUAGCACUGGUAGCCACGCUGACCCAAUGUCUGGCAGGCAACCUGACCUGGAACUGGAGUUAGCUGAACAGAAAGAAUUACUUCUUCACCAUUUAAGGUUUUUACAGACGUCUUUGUCUGAAUCUGACAAUGACAAGGAUGCUAUUCUCGUGCAAGGUACUUUGGUUCAUACAACAAGUGAUACAGAAUCAGACACGGAGAGUAAGGAUCUAGACACUGAUGAAAACAAAACAAGCGAAACUGGGCUAAAUAAUACUGCUUUGUCUGCUGAGGCUUUGGAUGAUAACAAUCAAAAUAAGGAAGAGACAGAAUCAGAAGGGCACAUCAACAGUGAUGACACUGCGAGUACAGAUGACAUUGAGUUACACCCACCCAUUUCUAAGUGGCUCGCAAAAGAGUUGGAUGGUAUUCUAGAACGUAACUCCAAUGGAAAAGACAAAAUGUUAAUGGAUGAGCAGUUCAGUCGCUUGCUUGCUGCAGGGGAAUGCCCUGAAGAAAUUCCAGAUGAAGAACAAAGACCUUCAGCUGAUAAUACUUCGCUCCAAAAAAUAGCAGUGGCUGAAAAGACAUUCCAGCUGCCCGCUUUCUUUAGUGGACUACGUGUGAGGAAAAAGGGACUAACCACAGAGGAUGGGGAAAUUGUUACAGAAAUUAAACCAAGGGAUAAUGAUUUAGCUCUGCUUAAAUUACGACAGCCUGUUAAGAAAUCCAGUAUUACAUCAGGUUUGACCACUAAAAAGAAGUCUGGUGAACUUAAAGCAAGUCCUACUUUCCUGGAACAGCUCUCGCACUUGUUAAACAUAGACGUCUCCAAGAAUGAAGAUAGAACCCAGGGCUCUGGUGAGAGAUCCGGGGAGACUGAGGACAGUGAUGAAGCUCAAGAGAGCAAAGCCUCCAGCAAAACCGAACCACGAUUUUCCUCUGAGGAAAUAAAAUCAAGCCCUGCUGAAUCUGCGCUGGACGUCUUUAAAGCUUUAUUCACACGACCUCCCAAAAAAGAAACAACGGCAGAUACUUCAGAGCUGGAAGCCAUAAAACGCAAAAUGAGAACUGAAAAAGAGUCCUUGAAAGCUGUAUUUGAAAGGUCAAAAUCAAAACCUGGGGAUGGACCAUCAGACAAAUCUCCUGACCUGAGUCCUUCAGAGCAAGAUGACAAGACUCCAGGGAGACUCCAGACUGUCUGGCCACCACCCAAAGCAAAGCAUGAAGAAGUAAAAGUAGGAUUAAAGUACACAGAAGCAGAGUACCAAGCUGCCAUUUUGCAUUUAAAGAGGGAACACAAAGAAGAAAUUGAAACAUUAAAGUCUCAGUUUGAACUCAGGGUAUUCCAUAUUCGUGGAGAACACGCUGUAUCAACAGCUCAGCUUGAGGAUAUAAUUGCACAUUUGAAGAAUGAACUUGAUAAUAAAUUAAAUAGAAGAAAUGAAAAAGCAAAGGAUAUUGGUGUUUCUACUGAAGAUGAUAACCCACCAAAGUCAUACCGAAAUGUAUGUAUACAGACUGACAGAGAAACUUUCAUAAAGCCUAGUGAAGAAGAAAACAGAGCUGUGAAAAAUAACCAAAUAGUACCCAAAAAGCUUAAUAUUUCUUCUUUGUCACAUAGUAUUUCUGCCCAAAGUGAAAAUAAGGACAAUUAUAAUGUACAGUCUUCAGAAAAUGUAUUAUUUUGUCAACCAAAACAAAUGCUGCCGCCUCCUCCUCCACCACCACCACCUCCUCCCCUUCCUGAUUCUUCACUACCAGGCUUAGUUCCUCCACCACCACCUUUGCCAAUGGGUCUGACUUCACAGACAUCUCAGUUUGGAUCUGGUGCACCACUGCCACCUCCACUUUCUGAAGGCUGUAGGAAUUUUCAAGCACCACCACCACCACCUCUUCCAGGGUUGGGACCUCCUGUUCCUCCUCCAUUGCCUGGAUCUGGGUUACCUCCACCCCCUCCACCUCCUGGGCCUGGGUUAUUUUUUAAUAGCACUUUAUCUUCAAACCAAGGUCCUCGAAAACCUGCCAUUGAACCUAGCCGUCCCAUGAAGCCUUUGUAUUGGACACGGAUACAAUUACAAGGCAGAAGGAAAACUGCUAUGCCAACAUUAUGGGAAUCACUAGAAGAACCUGAUAUACUUGAUACUACUGAGUUUGAAUAUUUAUUUUCCAAAGACACCACUCAGGAAAAAAGAAAACCAUUAUCAGAGACUUACGAAAAAAAAAACAAGGCAAAAAAGAUUAUCAAAUUGUUGGAUGGAAAACGGUCUCAAACUGUAGGAAUUUUAAUAUCCAGUUUGCACCUGGAGAUGAAGGAUAUUCAACAAGCUAUACUGUGUGUUGAUGACUCCAUAGUAGAUCUGGAAACACUGGAAGCACUAUAUGAAAAUAGAGCACAGAAGGAUGAGCUGGAGAAAAUUAAGCAAUACUAUCAGACUUCAAAAGAGGAGGAACUGAAGCUUCUGGAUAAACCAGAGCAAUUUUUAUAUGAGUUAUCUCAGAUCCCCAACUUCACAGAACGAGCUCAGUGUAUUAUCUUCCAGUCAGUUUUCUCUGAAGGAAUAACAGCAGUGCAUCGGAAAGUUGACAUCAUAACUCGUGUUUCUAAGGCUUUGCUGAACAUGACAAGUGUAAAGGAAAUUUUAGGUUUGAUUCUGGCUUUUGGAAAUUACAUGAAUGGCGGGAAUACGACCCGAGGUCAAGCUGAUGGAUUUGGUUUGGAAAUACUCCCCAAACUAAAGGAUGUCAAAAGCAGAGAUAGUGGCAUUAAUCUUGUGGAUUAUGUCGUCAUAUAUUACCUACGCCAUUGUGAUAAGGAAGCAGGAACAGACAGGAGUAUUUUUCCUUUACCAGAACCACAGGAUUUUUUCCAGGCCUCCCAAGUUAAGUUUGAAGACCUAAUAAAAGAUUUAAGGAAACUGAAGCGAGAUCUAGAAGCCUCUGAAAAGCAGAUGAAGUUAGUUUGCAGAGAGUCUUCCGAACAACAUCUCCAGCCCUUCAAGGAGAAAUUAGAGGAAUUCUUUCAGAAAGCUAAAGAAGAACGUGAAAAGGAGGAGAGCAGUUUGGAAAAUGCACAAAAAUGCUUUGAAGAGACAGUGGGAUACUUUGGUAUAAAGCCAAAGCCUGGUGAGAAGGAGAUCACACCAAACUACGUUUUCACGGUGUGGUACGAAUUCUGCAGUGACUUCAAGACCAUUUGGAAACGAGAGAGCAAAAGCAUUUCCAAGGAACGAAUUAAAAUGGCUCAGCAAUCAGUAAGCAAGUUAACUGCAGAGAAGAAAGUUGAAACAAAGAAAAUCAAUCCUACAGCUAGCCUGAAAGAAAGACUACGUCAGAAGGAAGCCAAUGUGACUGCCAACUGAGAGAAGAUUAAAAUGAUAGUGUGACUUCAUACCUUGCAUGAUACUUUACUACACCCAUGGCCCAGGGAGCACCUUGUGUUAGAUACUGAAUUCUGCUUUGCUGCUCUGUUUGAAGACAAUCCACUGAAGACUUCUCAGUUCUUUCAGAGGGGUCUUUAUGUUGGAAGUAAAAAUUAUUUUCUGUAACUCUUCCUUACAUUGCUUAAAAUGCAUCUGAUUGUUAAUGGCUAUUUAAAGUACUCUGUGCAUAAUGCAUUAAUAUGGAAGAGUUAAGGAUUUUGGAUGCUGAGUUAAGUAAUGACUAACAACCUGUAGGUUAUUUACAGGGCUUUGUGUAGGUGAGAGCAAAUAUGCCAUUCAACUCACAGAAGACGAUUACAUAAUACUUUUUGUUACUUCAUCAGGAACUGAGCUAAAAUUGACUGAUCCUAAGUAAUUUUACAGUGUCUAAUUAUUGGAAAUAUCUUUCUAAAACUGACUAAAUGUAAUUAUAGAUGUAUGCUGUAUUUUACUACAAAUAAUUUUAUAAAGGCUUCAGCUUAUGCCAUACAUUGAAAUGGAAACAAUAUUUUGCACAUGAAAAGGAUUAGCUUCAAAUUCUUUAGUUUUAUGACUGAUGGCAUAACUGAUUCACUAUUUUUAUGGUUUUAACCUAACAUUUCCUAAAUUUUGAGCUUCAAAAGAAAAAUUAUAAAAAUGUAUAUUUUUAUUUCAGCAUAUAUAAAAAAUAUCAACUCAAUUAAGUGAUGGGUUUAUUAGUCAUUAUACAGUGAACUAGAAUACAACAACAUGUCUCCAUGAAGUUACACAUUUGCCACUAAAUCUCUGGCUUCCAAUUAUAUGGAAAGCUUUUUUUAAAGCAGUGAAUAUCUCACUGUAAAAUACAUUAUGGAGCCUGCUUUUGUCCCCCUAUAUUUCUAUGAAGAAUGUUUCCAGCAUAUGUAUCUAUAUAUCUAUAUAUAGAGAGAGAUAUAUACAAAUUUAAUAAGUAAAACUUGAGCAAGAAAUAAAAGAGUCUCUUUCUCCUCCUGUAACAUUAUAACCAUUGCUGGUAAAGUAGCAAAGCCUGAAAAAAGCCCUACAGAAUAUCCACUGUUGCUUGCAGCUUCUUACUACAUUUUAUGGAUUUUAAUUCAUAGAAGGAGAGAUCUUGAAGCAGAAGUUAAUUUAAGGUAAAACAGAACAGUGAUUAUUAAAUAGAAGUACGUAAUGGCCUAAGAAAAGGAACAAAAACUGAAGAAAACAUGCUUCUGCUUGCUGUCCGUAAGAGAGAGAAUGAAAAUGGUGUCUGAAGUUGGUUACAAAGAUAAAUUAGGUGAAGCAAAAAAGUACAAAAGGUGGUACGGGAAGGCAUUAGUCCUUUGCUUAAAGGCUGGAAGGAGCAUACAUGAGGCAGACAUGGGUUAUCCAUACAGCAGAUUAGACAGAGAAACUGUGAUGAAACCUAAGGAGAACUCAUCCCUAGAACUGUACACUUAUUGAGGAAAACAGCAUUUGUGGAGACCUCCAUUCAUUAAUUAACUUGAACUUUUCAUAUACUUCAGGUUUCUUGAAUAAUAUCUCUCCCAGUCCUGCAUAAAUAAAAAUAAAGGCGUCAAGAUUCUCAUGUAUGUUUUUGAGUUUCUAGAUGCUGCAGAUAUACAAGAUGUGUAAGCAUAAUUCUUACCAGUUAAGAAUAUACCAGCAAAAUAAUCUGAUUUGUAGUUUGACUAUUCCCAUUGCAGAGAAAUAAAUUCCAAAGAUACAGGUUUUUUGUCUUCCACUAAAUAGGUAAAGUACAUUUGUUUCCAAUGUUAUUAGUGAUAAUCAACAACAAGAGCAAUAAUGCUUAUAAAAGCCAAAGAACAACAGCAAGCAAGGCAAUUCUGAUGAGUGUUUAAACAAACAAGUGUUGAGUUUUGAUAGGUUUUCUAUCUAUCAUGGAAACAGUGUAUAUUGCCAUUUGACUCUAUCAGGAAUUUCUCAAUGAAAUGUUUUACUUGAAAUGUUUAUCAACAAGAUUUUUUUUCAUAGUUUGUGAAAAAGGAUUGGUCUUUAAAAUUCUCAUUAGAAAAAUAUUAUGGAAAAAAAGUUUUUAAAUUAUUGAAAUAUCCUGUUUCAAAAUUUCUAAAUGUGAAGUUUGUUUUUCAGUUCAAAUUGACUUUUCAUUUUGAAAUGUUGAAAAAUGUACAUAAAAAGGGAUUAAAAUUAAAGUUACUGAUAUAAAGCA
This is a messenger RNA of Apus apus (common swift), 6049 nucleotides long. RefSeq names its product formin 1 (gene FMN1). Gene Ontology annotation, biological process: actin nucleation. NCBI's taxonomy places the organism in Eukaryota, Metazoa, Chordata, Aves, Apodiformes, Apodidae. Gene Ontology annotation, molecular function: microtubule binding. Gene Ontology annotation, cellular component: cytoplasm; endoplasmic reticulum membrane; nucleus. The record is from RefSeq and is a predicted model, not a curated record.